ACAGCAUAUCGGAAUAUGGGUUUAAAUAUUUUUCUUCUAUUUUUCAGGAGCUACUGUUCCAACAAAGUAUAAAAAGGUAACGUACUGUAACCUUUUAUCACAAUACACAAAAACUGGUUUUAAAUAACGGUUGAUACUGAAUAGCAUCACUCCGCUUUCAGUUUAAUUGCGUUGGACAUUAAAUGCAGGAUCACGCAAUAUGGAAAACAGCAAUAACCGAAAGAGAUAUGUAAUGCAACUCCCACCACAAGUUAAUGGAUGUGAGCUCAUUAUAUUGCAAAGAUUAAUGCCGUGUAAAAAAGCAAAGGAGCAAGAAAUCUCCCCUAUCUUUCCUCUGGAUUCAGCCGAGCUCCUCCCCCAUGUGGUGCUUCAUUUGAUCAAAUCCUUCAACGUGAACCGCUUCAGCGAAAAUCACUUUUUACAACACCGCAACUGUAACCCCACAAGUUACAAGCAGUUCUGUAGCCGUAACGUACUGUAGCAAAGAAGAAAAAGAAAGACUAAAGGGAGCAAAGAGAAAAAAGCCAGUGUCUUUCUGUGCUACCAGCAAUGGAGAGGGGGGUCGGUUUCAGCCCAUUCUGGCACAUUGGUGUUUGGGUCUGGGUACUGAUCUUUACUUCUUUCCUUUUCGUUGCUAAAGGAGAGAUUACUUGCAGGUCCUGCCAUUCCCUGGUGGGUAAGCCACGUCCGCAGGAACCGUGUGGUGUUAUUAAGAUGGACACAGGAGAAUCUGCAACUGGGCUUCAAGGGGAAGUUACUAGGUUUCUAGACGGGACAGCGGGGUCUGAACCUGCAAGUGAGGAAACUUACCAUCUUGGUUGUGUUGCAGAAACUCCGGGUUGCCAUUCGGGGCAAAGCAUAGAAGUCAGCUUUGCACGAAAACGAAGUACUGACCGGCUGCAUCUGAACAAAUCACUUCGUCGAGGACUGCCAAAAACCGAGGAUGAGAUAAAAGUGACCAAUGAUGGCAAGAAAGUUUCGAGCCUUCGAUGGAAUGGACAGAAAGACGGCAGUGGAAAUGCUGGUACACUUUAUACUCCAGUCACCCGCAGUAUAGUAAAAGACAGUUACAGCCACAGAAUCAGAAGGCGCAUAAGGGGACUGGGAAAGGUAAACAACAGAGUGAAAUCAUCCCCUGUACUGCAGGACAGGGGCUCGUCAGCUGCUGGUCACCGACGGAAGCGCAGCGCAGCGCUGCCUGACCACACACUGAGUCGGGCUGAAUUUAGAUGGAGCAGUGAGGAAAAGAAGAUGACCACUUCUAGGCAGGAAGAGUUGAAACUUACCAGUUCCACCUUCGCAUUGACUGGGGAUUCUGCUCAUAACCAAGCCAUGGUGCACUGGUCAGGGCAAAAUAGCAGUGUCAUUCUUAUGUUGACGAAGCUGUUUGAUUUCAACCUGGGAAGUGUCACGGAGAGCUCCUUGUGGAGGUCAACUGACUAUGGAACCACAUAUGAGAAGCUUAAUGACAAAGUAGGAGCAAAAACUAUUCUGAAUUACUUGUAUGUCAGCCCUAAUAACAAGAGAAAGAUAAUGCUGCUGACUGACCCAGAGAUUGAAAGCAGCUUGCUCAUCAGUUCAGAUGAAGGGGCCACCUAUCAGAAGUACCGCCUGAAUUUCUACAUUUUGAGCUUGUUGUUUCAUCCCGAGCAAGAGGACUGGAUUUUGGCAUACAGCCAUGACCAAAAGCUCUACAGCUCCGUGGAGUUCGGGAGGCGGUGGCAGCUGGUCCAUGAAAGAGUGACCCCUAACCGAUUCUACUGGUCAAAAACGGGUUUAGACAAGGAGCCUGGCCUAAUUCACCUGGAAACCAUUGUUUCAGAGGGACAAGCCCAAUAUGUCACCUGCAAACUUCAAAACUGCACAGAGGCCAACAAAGGCAAACCGUUUCCAGGAUACAUUGACCCCAAUUCCCUGGUGGUUCAGGAUGAGUAUGUGUUUGUUCAGGUGUCAACAGGAGGCCAGUCAGUUUACUACGUAUCUUAUAAAAGAGAAACAUUUACACAAAUGAAGCUACCAAAAUACACUUUGCCAAAGGAUAUGCAUGUUAUCAGCACGGAUGAAUACCGUGUGGUAGCUGCCGUGCAAGAAUGGAAUCAGAAUGAUACCUACAACUUGUAUGUCUCAGAGGCUCGAGGGGUUUACUUCACCCUGGCCUUGGAGAAUGUCAUGAGCAGCAUGGGACCUGAAGGGAACAUUAUGAUUGAUCUCUAUGAGGUAGCAGGGAUAAAAGGAAUGUUCUUGGCAAACAAGAAGCUUGAGAACCAAGUGAAGACCUACAUCACGUACAACAAAGGCAGAGACUGGCGUUUACUGCAGGCACCUGCCACAGACCUGAGGGGUAACGACAUCCAAUGUGUUCUGCCUUACUGCUCUUUGCACCUACAUCUUCAGGUAUCUGAUAAUCCUUACACUUCUGGCAAUAUUGCAAGCAAAUAUUCAGCCCCUGGAAUUAUAGUUGCCACAGGUUCCAUAGGUUCUGAGCUGUCAAACAAUAAUGUCAGUAUGUUUAUAACGUCAGAUGCCGGUAACACCUGGAGACAGAUCUUUGAUGAAGAGUAUAGUGUUCUUUACUUGGACCAAGGUGGUGCUUUAGUUGCAAUUAGACACACACCUCUUCCUAUCAGACAUCUUUGGCUGAGUUUUGAUGAAGGCAGGGUGUGGAAUAAGUACAGUUUCACUUUCACCCCCCUCUUUGUGGAUGGAGUGCUAGGAGAACCUGGAGAUGAAACUCUGAUAAUGACUAUAUUUGGUCAUUUUAGCCAUCGAUCAGAAUGGCAGCUAGUCAAAAUUGACUUCAGGUCAAUCUUUAAUCGGAGAUGUACAGAAGCUGAUUAUCAGACAUGGCAUCUGCACAACCAGGGUGAGCCAUGCAUUAUGGGUGUGAAAAGAAUCUACAGGAAACUCAAGCCAACAGCCAGAUGUGUCAUGGGAAAAGAUUAUUCUGUCACAAUGACAUCAGAACCCUGUCUUUGUACAGAGUCAGAUUUUGAAUGUGAUUAUGGAUAUGAGCGAAGAGGAAAUGGAAAGUGCACACCUGCCUUCUGGUUUACUCCAUCUUCUGUGUCUAGAAUCUGCAACUCAGGAAAGAGUUUCCUCAACAGCACUGGGUACCGGAAGGUGGUGUCCAAUAACUGCACUGCUGGGGUAAAGGAGCUGUACACAGCAAGGAGGCAGCAGUGUCCUAAUCGGCCUCCUAGGGGCCUCCAUCUCGUCACCAGUGAAGGAAAGCUGACAGCCACUCUGAGUACCAACGUCACUUUCCUCAUCUUUCUGGAAGAAGGUGAUGGGUCUAAAACAAGCAUCAUGGUAGAUUUUGGUGAUGGUAAUGCCAUAUCAUACUCCAAUGUGAGUUCCAUAGAAGAUGGGAUCAAGCAUGUGUACAAAAAUGUGGGGAUUUAUAAGGUGUCUGCUACUGCAGAGAACGGCCUUGGAUCGGACAGUGCCGUCCUCUACCUGCACGUAACAUUAGGUCAGCUAGAGCACAUUCACCUUUCUGCUCCCUUUGUGGCUGUGAAGAACAAAGAAGUCAAUCUUACAGCAGUCCUUUGGCCAAGUCAAGUGGGAACAGUCACCUACAUCUGGUGGUUUGGAAAUAACACUGAGCCAGUGAUCACUCUAGAGGGAAGUGUUGCCUUUACAUUCAGCAAGGAAGGAAUAAACACUGUCACAGUCCAAGUGUCUGCUGGGAAUUCCUUACUGCAAGACAGGAAAACAAUUGCUGUUCAUGAAUAUUUCAGAUCACAGCUUUUAGCAUUUUCCUCCAAUUUGGAUGACUAUAAUCCUGAUGUUGCCGAAUGGAGACAAGACAUCAGUAGAGUCAUCAAGAAUUCUUUGGUGCAAGUCACAGAUAUUGGUGAAGAACAACUCCUGGUUACAGUUCUCCCUGGCUUACCAACAGCUGCAGAAUUCUUUCUUUUACCUGACAAAGAGUUAACAGAGGGGAAACCAGAAAGAAAUGCAGCACAUUUAGAUCAGCUUUCUGAAAUGUUGCUUUCUGCACUCAACCAAAACUUAAUACAGUUCACUCUUCGGCCAGGUGUUCAAGUCACAGUCUAUGCAGCUCAUUUAUCAGCAGCUCCUCUUGUGGAUACCAGUGAAAGUCACAGUGGCUCUGCAAUGCUCAUGUUGUUAUCAGUCGUAUUUGUGGGGUUAGCUGUGUUUGUCAUCUAUAAAUUCAAAAGGAAGAUCCCAGGCAUCAAUGUCUAUGCGCAGAUGCAGAACGAAAAAGAGCAAGAAAUGAUAAGUCCAGUGAGUCCCAUUGAAAGCACUCCUAAUGAUACACAAAGGGAAUUAGUGACUUCUUUGGAGCUACUGGACAAGGAGCUGGAUACACGGGCUAUAGGAUGCAUUUCACCACAUGCCAACAUCAAAAUCUCAAAGGAAAUCCCCACAUAUGUAAAUGUUUGAACUCUGGGACAAUCUAUAAACAGUAGUGUUAUGGACCUCGCAAACCAUUCAGACACAACAAGGUUUUAAGCUUUAUACCUGUGCAUGUGGACAUUUCUGACAAAAGACAGUGCUCCAUGGAUAUCUGAAGAUACUAUGUACAGGUUUUUUUGUAUGUCUCAAUGAAAUAGCCCAUUUUUUGAUGACAUUUAUUUAUAUAAGGUAUGGUACUUCUUAUGAAAAGCCUGCAUGUAUGAGAAAAAACCUUUUGGUUUGCUAAAGUGGCUUUUAUGUUUAUUUGCUCUAUUUUAAUGCUAACAAGAGUGAUAUGCUAUUUAUUCAUGAGAAUAUAUUUCAAAAAAAGGAGAGAAAAUGGUUAUGGUUAUCUUAGCCAUUAUAUUUUUUGUAAAUCAUAAAUGUUUGUGAGAAAUGUAUGAAUUUUAAUAUUCUCAGCUAAAUUAAAAAAAAACUACUGUAAAGCUGAAGAAGAGAAAUGUUCAGUUAUCAACCCUAUUUCCAAUCAAAAAAUGAAUCUGUUUUUUCCUCCUUAAGGAAUGUAAUAUUGCACAACUCAUGAUACAGAUUAUUAAGUUAGUUUAUUUAAAAAAAAAUCAAAUUUAAAAUGCAUUUUGUUAUAGCUAUAUACAGUACAGUGAAAGUUUAUAUUUUUCAUUUUAAAUUGUUGACAGUGGGGAAAAGUUUAACCCUUGAUUUGUUUUUACUUAUUUAAACUCAUUGUUCAUUUUACAUUUUUACAAUCUCUCUUUGUUAAUUUACAAUGGUUCUGUGUUGAUAAUUGCUUCCCAACAUGGUGCCAGUCACGUUAGACUAUAAUACACACUAAACAUUCAUCAGGGUAACGAUUCAUGGUAAGCGAGUAUGACAGAAAGUGGUACAGUAAGUCUUUUUCUCAAAAAUUUUCAAACCACUUUUCCUUAAAAGAAAAUGUAUAGCUCUUAACCCUGGUG
Messenger RNA from Lepisosteus oculatus (spotted gar), 5357 nucleotides. It is a transcript of the gene sorcs1, whose product is annotated as sortilin-related VPS10 domain containing receptor 1. The record is from RefSeq and is a predicted model, not a curated record. NCBI's taxonomy places the organism in Eukaryota, Metazoa, Chordata, Actinopteri, Semionotiformes, Lepisosteidae. Gene Ontology annotation, biological process: post-Golgi vesicle-mediated transport. Gene Ontology annotation, molecular function: protein binding. Gene Ontology annotation, cellular component: membrane; Golgi apparatus.